Molecule: messenger RNA, 2418 nt
Organism: Cavia porcellus (domestic guinea pig)
Lineage: Eukaryota; Metazoa; Chordata; Mammalia; Rodentia; Caviidae
Gene: Sav1
Product: salvador family WW domain containing protein 1
Exons: 5
Coding region: 206-1360 (384 amino acids)
Biological process (GO): positive regulation of apoptotic process; hippo signaling; negative regulation of cell population proliferation
Cellular component (GO): cytosol
Molecular function (GO): molecular adaptor activity; protein binding
Source: RefSeq, a predicted model, not a curated record
CCGGCCUCCCCUCACGGCGUCGCCUGGCAGCGUCGCGGGGCGGGCCGACUUCCGGGAAGGAACCGACAUGCGACAGAGCGGCGGCCGGCGCGCUUAGCGCCGCGAACAUGCGGCAGUCCCUGCGGGCAACCCCGGGCUGCGGAGCGGCGGGUGGCGGGCGGCGGGCAGGACGGGCUGCCGGGGCGGCUCCGAGGCCUCGUCGAGGAUGCUGUCCCGAAAGAAAACCAAAAACGAAGUGUCCAAGCCGGCCGAGGUGCAGGGGAAGUACGUGAAGAAGGAGACGUCGCCCCUGCUGCGGAAUCUCAUGCCUUCAUUUAUCCGGCACGGCCCAACAAUUCCAAGACGAACUGAUAUCUGUCUUCCAGAUUCAAGCUCUGCUGCUUUUUCAGCUUCUGGGGAUGGAGUAGUUUCAAGAAACCAGAGUUUCCUUAGAGCUCCAGUUCAAAGAACAUCGCAUGAAAUAAUGAGAAGAGAAAGCAACAGAUUGUCUGCACCUUCUUACCUGGCCAGGAGUCUAGCAGAUGUCCCUCGGGAGUAUGGCUCCUCUCAGUCAUUUUUGACAGAAGUUAAUUUUGCUGUUGAAAAUGGAGACUCUGGUUCCCGAUAUUACUAUUCAGAUAAUUUUUUUGAUGGCCAGAGGAGGCGGGCAUUUGGGGACCGUGUACAUGAAGACUACAGAUACUAUGACUACAACCAUGAUCUCUUCCAAAGAGUGCCGUCGAAUCAGGGGAGGCAUACUUCAGGUAUUGGGAGAGUUCCCGCUACAUCUUUAGGCAAUUUAACCAACCAUGGCUCUGAAGACUUGCCCCUUCCUCCAGGCUGGUCUGUGGACUGGACCAUGAGAGGGAGAAAAUACUACAUAGAUCAUAACACAAACACCACACAUUGGAGCCAUCCUCUUGAGCGGGAAGGGCUGCCUCCUGGAUGGGAACGAGUUGAAUCUUCAGAAUUUGGAACCUAUUAUGUAGAUCACACAAAUAAAAAGGCUCAGUACAGGCAUCCCUGUGCUCCUAGUGUACCUCGGUAUGAUCAACCUCCUCCUGUCACAUACCAGCCACAGCAAACUGAAAGGAAUCAGUCCCUUCUGGUACCUGCGAAUCCUUACCAUACUGCAGAAAUUCCUGACUGGCUUCAAGUGUAUGCUCGAGCCCCUGUGAAAUACGACCACAUUCUGAAGUGGGAACUCUUUCAGCUGGCUGACUUGGACACAUACCAGGGAAUGCUGAAGUUACUUUUCAUGAAAGAACUGGAACAGAUUGUUAAAAUGUAUGAAGCCUACAGACAAGCUCUUCUCACUGAGUUGGAAAAUCGCAAGCAGAGACAGCAGUGGUAUGCCCAGCAACAUGGCAAGAAUUUUUAAGUUAACUUUUUAAAAGAAAUUUUAAGUUUUAUAAGAGCUUUAAAAUACUUUCACAAGCUUAAAAAAUGCAGACAAGUACCUUGGUUAACAAAGGCAGCUUACUUUUUGGAAAUUAUAAAAUUUUAAUUUUACAUGUAUUUUGUCAUUAGAAGUUUUCUUUUAUUACAAAAUAAAAAUGAGUAUGUUAUUCUAAGAGCCAACAUGGUAUGUACAUCCAAAUGCUGCGUAUUAGGAAACUGCUUUGAAUAUUCUUGAUGGAGAAAAACGCAGCAAGAAAAUGUCAAAACCAUACAUCAACUAGAAAAUGCUCACUUGGUAAUUUCUUACAGCUGCAACACGUUUCUUUUUUAAAAAAUUAUGCUGUUUUUAAUGUUUACUGGUUAAUGUGGAACCUUACCUGGAAUGGGAUGGUAUGCAUAUUAUCAUGGCAUAGUUCAGAAUACAAAAUAGGAUUUGGAACCUUUAUUCUGAUGUUUCUGUAUGUAAUCUAUGUCACGUCCCUUUUUCCCUGCCAAGUGUAAGGGGCCCUUUUGAAGGAUGCUGAGAUAAUCUUUGAGGAGCCAAUUUCAGCAUCAGGCCUUGUCCUGGGUGGGCAAGGGGUGCACAGCUCUCAGUCGCGGCUUGGCUUCCAGCAGCAUUGCACACCGUCACCUCCCAGACUGGGCUAAACGUGACAAUCAAGGCGUCCGUGAGCAAUCUUGGCCAUUAAAUCAGUUUUAUAUGACUUUUUUUAUCUGGUAAGUGUUUUUGCAGCAAAAUGAUAUCCAAUUUUUUUCCCUUUUGGUUUAUAUUAAAAUGUUCAUAAUUAAUACAGAAUAUUUGAUUACAGACAAAUAUGGUAUUUCUAGCCUGUAAAUCUCUAAAAUUCUGUGAAUUUCAUAGCUUUUCAGUUACAUUUACCUGAGUUGUAAAUAUAUGUAAAUAUGUUUCUGGUUUUGUUAGUCUUUCAAAAUACAAAGCACUCCCAGUUAAGACGUAAGUGGGUUUGAAUUAUGCAUAAAAUGUUGUGUUUGAUUUUAUAUGACAACUUUAUUAAAUAUAUUUUUGUGGAAACUAAA